Messenger RNA from Nicrophorus vespilloides, 11784 nucleotides. Its product is annotated as dynein heavy chain 12, axonemal-like. NCBI's taxonomy places the organism in Eukaryota, Metazoa, Arthropoda, Insecta, Coleoptera, Silphidae. The transcript has 6 exons. Gene Ontology annotation, cellular component: dynein complex. The coding region runs from base 1 to 11784 and encodes 3927 amino acids. Gene Ontology annotation, molecular function: minus-end-directed microtubule motor activity; dynein intermediate chain binding; ATP binding. Gene Ontology annotation, biological process: microtubule-based movement. The record is from RefSeq and is a predicted model, not a curated record.
AUGUCCCAAAGAAAGGUUAAUCUGAAUAAGGCUUUGGCCAGAGCGAAGAGAUGCGGUCAGUUAAGCAAUUUGGAUUUUGAGGUUGCAAGUGUUCACGUGGCGGAUGAGUUUAACGUGCCCGAGAAAAAGCGGAAGCAGUUGGUGGGAUUCUUGCAGAAGAAAAUCAUCGAUCUGAAGAAUAAGGAGUUUAAGAAUGUCAUUGAUCCUGAGUAUCCGAAGAUAGCGAGGAAGGAUACGAGCCACGGAGAUAUGCUCACCUUUGCCGAUGCUCUUCCCACAACAGAAAUAGAUAAGUACGUGCAAAAAGAUAUAAUCUAUAGGACGGGUAUGAAGAAGCAGCUGGAAGUUUACUCGGAUACUGCGGCCAGUGUGACGCUCGAGUUUAGAAACUUAUAUCUUGAGGUGACCCAUGCAACUGGAGUUAACAGUAGGGUGAGGCCUUUGGAUGGGUCGGAAACACAUUUCACUUUGAAACCGUACCAGUAUUUUGGUAAAACUGAGCAUUAUGAUAUUUAUCUGGCCAAUCGUGAAAGAAUCAAGAAAUACUUGUUCAUACAAUAUCCUCUAAUGCAGAAGAUUUUGAAAUGCUCGACGAUUUUACCACCAAUUUUAAUCGACAUCAGCAAAUUUCGCGAGGCCGAGAAUGAAAUCCCAACCAUAAUGGCUGUCUUCGAAGAAGAAGUUGCCGAAGGCGCGAAACUCAUUAAGAAAUUUCAUUUUGCUGUGAGUAAAGUGGCCAGAACUUUUAAAAACGAAGUACCACAAACCCCAAGGGCAAAAGCUCAAUAUUUAAGGACGGGAACCGGAAUUCUAGCUUCAUGUAUUGAUCGUCUCUUACGUAACACCAUUCUUCAAAUCAUCAACAUCACAGGAGAUGGAAAUAGAAUACCUUUUCUUAAACUGAAUUUGGGUUACGAUCACGGCUUGAUUUUGAGCCCAACGGCAGAAGAAACCACGCAAAUGUACGCGAAAUUACUCAGAACCAUAUCGAAUUCAGCAAAUGAGCUUCUGGCUUUGGAAAGUAUAAUGUACGAAGGUUCAGACGAAUAUUACAUACCAAUAUACAUACAAGAACAGUUUCUCGAAGAGUGUAUCGAACGUAUCAGAUCUAAUAUACAGGAAUUUUAUAUUCCGGUAUACGAAUACGUGACUAAGUUGGAAAGCAGCUUUGCUUCUUUGUAUCCGGAGAGUGAAGAUCAGAAGGACAGCGAGCAAGACUUAGAAAUUAGUUUUGAGGAUGGCUGCAAACAGAUCGAUUUUUACAUGAAUUUAAUGGACGAGAUCGAAGAAAUCGUUACCAACGAGUAUUAUGCAAUUGGCGCUGUAGAGCAGGAAGACUGUAGAGCUAAUUUGAAAAUGUCCAUUUACAAUUUAAUAGAAGAUAUAGCUGCAAAACUUGUUUUACAGCACGAAUGGGAAAACGAAGAUAUUUGUGAAGUUUUCCAGAAGCUAACUGAACGUGCUUUAGAAAUACCCAAAAAUUCUCAAGAGCUAAUGGAUCAGGGGGUUUACAUGACUUGGGCUAAAACUGUUUUAGUGCCACAAUUAACUGAGAGAAUUCAAAAUAUGUUGGUGGUGAUUUGCAGACUGACCGAUAUCACCACUAUAACCUAUGAUCAUAUGCAGCUGAAUUGCAGAACCGUCCAUUGGAUCUGGAAUAUUAAACCAAUCUUGGAAAAGAAUUCCUCAAUGUACGAAGCAUACAAAUACGAUUUUGAGGAAGCUUUGGCAAACGCCGUUGUCAAAAUAAAUGCAGAUAUCCAAGAUAUUAUACCGUUUUUAACUAUGUUAGAUUCUAUGGACAAUUCUGACAAUGCACGAGAAUACGUGCAUCAGUUGGCUGGAAUAUUGGUUAAAAUUAGAAGCUGCGAGCAACAGAAAAUUUUGAUCAACAAGGAAGAGGCAACGUUCAAAUAUCCUAUAUCUUCAUUUCUUGAAUUGGAAGAUUUGAAGACGUGGAUCUAUCAAUUCUAUCAUCUUGUUAAGUUGUGUAUGAAUUGGAACCGUAGUUUCUUUGCCUGGAUGGACGGUCCUUUUGAAUUUUUAGAUGCAGUUCUGGCCGAAGAACAGUUGGAGGAAUUCUUUAAGGAAUUGCUGAAGAUACAGAAGUACUACAGGAAUAAACUAAGACAAAUGGCAACUGAGAAUAAUGCAAAAACAUUUCAAGGAUCCGUGGAAGAUCCUGAUCCUUUGAAUCAACCUGCUCCUAUUCAAUUGACUAGAAAGGUGAUGCAGCAGCUUAAAGAUUUCAGACCUGCUCUUCAGCUAAUGGGAAUUAUGUGUAAUUCGGCGCUUCUUCAACGUCAUUGGGAUGAUAUGUCUGAGAUAGCCGGAUUCGAUAUUACUCCGGAUGCUGGGACCACUCUAAGAAAACUCACAGAGAUUGACUUGGGUCCUAGCUAUGAGCCUUAUGAGAUUAUAAGUACUGGUGCUGUCAAAGAAUUGCAGUUAAUUACAGCGCUUAGGAAGAUGAUAGCCGAAUGGGAUGAUGUUAAAUUUAAAACUAGCGCUUACAAAGAUUCUGGAGCUAUGAUUUUAACAGCAUUAGAUGAUGUGCAAGUUAUACUAGAUGACCAUAUUAUGAAGACGCUGACUAUGCGAGGUUCUAUUUUCGUGAAACCGUACGAAGCCCAAGUGAAAGCCUGGUACGAGAAGAUUACUAGGAUGAAUGCAACCAUCGAUGAAUGGGGAAAAGUUCAGUCGCAGUGGCUGUAUCUUCUUCCAAUUUUCUCAUCUAAAGAUAUCGUAAUGCAGAUGCCAGCAGAAGGAAUAUUGUUUAGAGAGGUGGAUUCUACUUACAAAAGAUAUAUGCAGGUCGUAGCUAAAGAUCCUCGUGUUAUUGAGAGUGCAGGAGCUGUCGGACUUUUAGAAGCGAUGCAAAUGUGUACUCAAAAUCUUGAGAAAAUUAAUGAUGGCGUGACCUCGUACUUGGAAAAGAAGAGACUGUUCUUUCCUCGAUUCUUUUUCCUCUCCAACGAUGAAAUGUUGGAGAUUUUGUCGGAAACUAAAGAUCCUCUCAGAGUGCAACCUCAUCUCCGAAAAUGUUUCGAAGCAAUCAACAAGUUGGAGUUCGAUGGACGUCUUCAGAUUCAUGCAAUGAUGAGUCAAGAGAACGAGAAGAUAGAUUUUAUGAGGAUAAUCAAAACGGAGGAGGCCGGAGGAAGCGUUGAGAAGUGGUUGAUCCAAGUAGAGGAGCAGAUGCUUUCUUCCAUGCGUAAUCAGAUAUUCGAAAGUUGGACCGAUUACUGCAAUAAGCCAAGAACACAAUGGAUGCAGGAUUGGCCCGGACAAAUUGUUCUGUGCGUUUCACAGAUCUACUGGACUGCUAACUGUCAGACUAUAUUAGGUCCGGAGAGCACAUCGACUCUGCAGGAACUCAGCGAUAUUUUGAAGAGCGAAUUGCAGGACACUGUCGAGUUGAUCAGAGACCCGAAUCUCACUAAUUUGCAGCGAAUUACGAUCAAAGCGCUUAUUGUUAUCGACGUACAUGCAAAAGACGUUGUUUACGAAAUGUACCAGCAGAAUGUUCUACACGAGAACGAGUUUAAAUGGUUGGCACAGCUACGAUACUAUUGGGAAGAUGAAGUGUGCCAGGUGCGAAUCAUCAACGCCACUGUAAAAUACGCCUGUGAAUAUUUAGGAAAUAGCGAUAGGUUAGUGAUAACUCCGUUAACGGAUCGAUGCUAUCGCACAUUGAUUGGUGCGUACCAUUUGCAUUUGAAUGGAGCUCCGGAAGGACCGGCAGGAACCGGAAAAACGGAAACGACGAAGGAUUUGGCCAAGGCCUUGGCCGUGCAGUGCGUGGUUUUCAAUUGCUCUGAUGGAUUAGAUUACAAGGCGAUGGGGAAGUUCUUCAAAGGAUUAGCCUCUUCUGGCGCCUGGGCCUGCUUCGACGAGUUCAAUAGGAUCGAAAUAGAGGUGCUUUCUGUGGUGGCACAGCAAAUUAUGUGCAUAGUCCAAGCGGUCAGAGGACACGUAAAGUCAUUUUUAUUCGAAGGAACCGAAUUGAACUUGAACCCAUCUUGUUAUGUGUGCAUUACAAUGAAUCCCGGAUAUGCGGGAAGAACGGAGUUGCCUGAUAACUUGAAAGUGUUAUUCCGUACUGUAGCUAUGAUGGUACCAGAUUACGCGAUGAUCGGUGAAAUAUCAUUGUAUUCGUACGGAUUCCAAAACGCACGAAUUUUAAGCGUAAAAAUUUCGACUACUUAUCGAUUGUGUUCGGAACAAUUGUCUUCUCAAAAUCACUAUGAUUAUGGAAUGAGAGCUGUGAAGAGUGUUUUAUCUGCAGCUGGUAAUAACAAAAGAAGUUUUCCGAACGAGGACGAAGACAUUAUUCUAUUAAGAUCAAUAACCGAUGUUAAUUUACCCAAAUUCUUAAAUCACGACGUACCAUUAUUUGAAGGAAUCAUCAGUGAUCUAUUUCCUGGAAUUAAACUUCCACAGCCUGACUACGUUAUCUUCAUUAAGGCAAUGAAAGAUUCUUGCAAAAGGAGAAACUUGCAAGCGAGGGAAUCGUUUAUUAUCAAAGUGAUUCAAACUUUUGAGAUGAUGAUAGUUCGUCAUGGAUUCAUGUUGGUGGGAGAGCCAUUUGCUGGUAAAACUGUUACCUUAAAAGUCCUUGCAGAUACAUUGACUUUGCUUUGUGAAAGAGGACAUCCUCAAUUGAAGGUGCAAUAUCAAAUAAUAAAUCCUAAGAGUAUAACCAUGGGACAAUUAUAUGGACAAUUCGAUCCGGUUUCUUAUGAAUGGUUCGAUGGUGUUAUUGCCACAUGCUUCAGGAAUUUUGUGAUUGAUCCUGCACCGGAUAGGAAAUGGGUCAUUUUCGAUGGUCCUGUAGAUGCUGUUUGGAUUGAAAAUAUGAAUACAGUUUUGGAUGAUAACAAGAAGCUUUGUUUGAUGUCUGGGGAAGUUAUGGCCAUGACCAAUUCAAUGUCUAUGAUCUUCGAAGUUAUGGAUUUGACACAAGCUUCGCCUGCAACAGUUUCUCGUUGCGGAAUGAUUUACAUGCAACCAGAAACUUUAGGUUGGAGGCCUUUGAUGGAAUCGUGGGUGGUCAAGCAGAACCCCGAAUGGUGUGGAUCAGAAUAUAAAUCAAUGAUUAUCGGAUUGUUUGAUUGGUUAGUGAAUCCGAGUUUAUAUUUUAUAAGAAAGAAAUGUAAACAAAUUUGCGUGCCUGGCGAAAUGAAUUUGGUGAAGAGCAUGAUGCAAAUUGUACAAAUGCUUUUGGAUGAUGCUUGCUCUGAGAGUCAAAGGAAGGAAGAUGAUUUCAAAUAUAUGAUAGGAUGGAUUCAAGUCACAUUUAUGAUAGCAGGUGUUUGGGGAUUGGGUGGAAUAUUGGACACAGAUUCCAGAGAUGCAUACGACGAGUUUUACAGAGGAAUGUGGAAAAACGAGAAUGAGGCUUAUCCAUAUCCAGAGUUUAUUGGAGAGAAACUGGAGGUGUUGAUGCCUUUCGAAGGUAUUCUAAUGGAUUACAGCUACAUCUACAGACUGAAGGGGACUUGGAAAUAUUGGCCUGAAAUUGUACGAUCAAUGAGAAUUGAGGAAGCGCAUAAUGUACAGCAAGUUUUAAUUCCAACAGUGGAUUCGCUGAAAUAUAUGAGCAUGGUUGAGAUGCUAAUUAAAUACAACAUGCCUUUAUUGAUGGUUGGUCCAACGGGAACAGGAAAAAGUUACUAUCUACAAGAUUUGCUGAUGAAUAAAUUGGAUCAGGAAAAGUUCGUUCCAGCUUUCAUUACUUUUACUGUGAAGAUAAGUGCUAAUCAAACGCAGGAUUUGGUGAUUUCGAAGUUAAAUAAGAUCAGAAGAGGCCGGUAUGGAUCUCCGAAGGGGAAAAUGACUGUUAUUUUUGUUGAUGAUUUGAAUAUGCCUGUGAAGGAAGUUUACGGUGCUCAACCUCCGAUUGAACUGUUAAGACAGUACUUUGAUCACAAAAACUGGUAUGAUCUUAAAGAUACAACAAAAUUGUUCUUAGAAAAUGUGCUCUUUAUUGCUGCAAUGGGAUUAGUGGGUGGAAGCAGACAGGAAAUUUAUGCUCGGUUUUUAAGGCACUUCACAAUUUUCUCAAUAAACGAAUACAACGAGGAAACUCUGACAAAAAUAUAUUCAAAUAUAUUAUUGUUGGGUUUGAAAAAGAAUGGAUUUCCGAGUGAUAUUAUUAUUAUGGUAAAUUCCAUUGUAUCGGCGACAAUGAGCGUAUAUUUAGCGGCUAUGGAGAAACUUCGACCGACUCCGGCCAAGAGUCAUUAUAUAUUUAAUCUUCGUGACUUUUCAAGAGUGAUACAAGGUUGUGGGAUGCUUCGAAAGGAAUCGGCCGAGGAUAGAAAAGUGUUUGCCAAACUUUGGGUCCAUGAAAUAUUGCGUGUCUUCUACGACCGGCUGAUAGAUAAAAAGGACAAAGAGUGGCUUUAUGAGAAAUUAAGAAUAUUUGUGAGAGAACACUUUAAAGAUUUCUUCGAUAACGUUUUCGAAAACUUACAAGAUUCAGAAGGAAAAGUCAGCGAAGAUAGUCUGAAGGACUUGAUGUUUGGAACGUAUAUGGAUAUGGAUGCUUCUGAAGAAGACAUUCGAUACGAUGAAGUCGUAGAUAUCGAACACUUUAGGCAAAUUGCGAUGAAUUGUUUGGACGAUUACAAUUCGACGCACAAAACUAAAAUGGAUAUUGUUUUGUUCCGAUACGCUUUGGAGCAUUUAUCCAAAAUAUGCAGAAUAUUAUCGAUUCCAUCUGGAAGCGCUUUAUUAGUUGGUGUGAGUGGAUCAGGACGACAAUCACUAACGAAAUUGGCAACACAAAUAUCGCAGUACAGUUUUUUCCAACCGGAGAUCAGUAAAAAUUAUGGAAUGAAUGAAUGGAGGGAAGACUUGAAGAAGGUUCUAAAAGAAUCAGGAGGUCGAGGAAAGUCCAUGACCUUUCUUUUCUCCGAAGGCCAAAUAAAGGAAGAAGGUUUCUUACAAGAUAUCGAUUGUCUAUUAAAUUCAGGAGAAGUUCCAAACAUUUUCCCCAUUGAUGAGAAGCAGGAGAUCUUAGAAAUGGUUCGGCUUGCAGCGCAAGGUGGAAACCGAAAUUUGGAUAUUAGUGCCUUGGUGGUGUUUUCAUUUUUCACCAAGAGGUGUAAAGAAAAGUUACAUAUGAUGCUGUGCUUCAGUCCCAUUGGUACCACUUUUAGGUCUCGGCUUCGAUUAUAUCCCUCAUUGGUAAAUUGCUGUACUAUCGAUUGGUUCGAGGAUUGGCCCGAAGAUGCUCUCCAAAUGGUAGCACAUAGUUGGUUAACAGAUAUAAAUUUGCCAGAUGGUACAAAAUAUUGCGCAGUCACUGCUUGUCAAUACUUUCAUGUGGUUGCGAGGAAUGUCAGUGCAGAGUUCUAUAAUGCAACCGGAAGAAAAAGUUACGUGACUUCAGCCUCAUAUCUCGAAUUGAUCAAAUCUUUCACUACAUUUGUUAAUUCUAAGCAGAAAGAAAUAAUGAGGAACAAAAAUCGAUACCUUGUGGGUUUAGAUAAACUGCAGAGCGCUGCUUCGCAAGUAGCUGAAAUGCAAAAGAAUUUGGAAGAGUAUAAACCAUUGUUAGAAGAGAUGAAUAGAAAGGCCAUUGAAGUGACUAAACAAAUAGCGACUGAGACUAUACAAGUUGAAAAAGCUUCAACUCAGGUGAGACAAGAUGAGAAAGUUGCUAAUGUUCAAGCUGCUUCGGCUCAAGCGUUGAAGAGAGAAUGCGAAGCCGAUUUGGCUGAAGCUAUUCCAAUUUUGGAAGAUGCGAUCGCCGCUUUAAAUACUUUGAAACCAAAUGAUAUAACUUUGGUAAAAUCGAUGAAGAAUCCACCGGAAGCUGUUAAAAUUGUCAUGGCAAGUGUUUGCGUUAUGCGAGAUGUUAAACCAGAUCGAAUCAACGAUGCAGCUACUGGUGGCAAGAUUUUGGAUUAUUGGGGUCCAAGCAAACGGUUGCUAGGAGACAUGUACUUCUUGCAAGUAUUGAAGGAUUUUGAUAAGGACCACAUAAAACCGGAAAUUAUGGCGAAAAUUAGGAAAGAGUUUUUACCGAACAAAUUAUUCAAACCUCAAAUUGUAGCUAAAGCUAGCAGUGCUGCUGAAGGACUUUGCAAGUGGGUGAUUGCUAUGGACCUUUACGAUAAUGUUGCCAGAGAGGUUGCUCCAAAGAAGGAACGCUUGGAGAAAGCUGAACGUGAAUAUGCGGACACAAUCGCUAUAUUGAUAGAGAAAAAAGAGGCUUUGGCUAAACUUGAAGAACGUUUAGCUAAUUUGAACGAGUUACUAGACGAUGCUAUUAAGAAACAAAACGAACUUCAGGAGAAUGUUGAUUUGUGCAAGAACAAACUACGCAGAGCUGUGAAAUUGAUUGGUGGUUUAGGUGGUGAAAGAACACGUUGGUUCCAAGCCGCCGAAAAUUUACAACUGCUCUACGAUUCAUUAGCUGGAGAUAUAUUAAUAUCUUGCGGACUUAUCGCAUAUCUAUCUCCGUUCACAAUGGAUUAUAGGCAAACUACUGUGAACGAUUGGCACAAACACGUAAGAGAUUUAAGAAUACCUUGCAGUGAAAAAUUCGAUUUUACUGAUAUUCUUGGAUCUGAUAUAAAGAUUCAGAACUGGUACAUUAAUGCUUUACCAAGGGACGCAUUUUCUACAGAGAAUGGUAUAAUUCAAGAUAGUUCUAGAAGAUAUUCUUUAAUGAUCGAUCCGCAAAGUCAGGCCAACAUUUGGAUAAAACACAUGGAAAAGAAGAACGAACUUGAAGUGACCAAAUUUUCCGAUGCAAAUUACAUGAAAAUCUUGGAGAAGUGCGUACAGUUUGGAAAACCGGCGCUUUUGGAAAACGUCGGAGAAGAUUUAGAGGCUCCAUUGGAUCCAUUGCUCUUUAAAGCUGUAUUUAAUCAAGCCGGAAUAGAAGUGAUAAGCUUAGGCGAUAACGUUAUUCCAUACAACAAAAACUUUAAGUUAUAUUUAACAUCCAAGUUACGAAAUCCACAUUAUCUGCCGGAAGUUUUCAACAAGGUCACGAUUAUAAACUUUGCUCUGACGGUUCAAGGAUUGGAAGAUCAAUUAUUGGGUAUUGUUGUUGCUAAGGAAAGACCUGAUUUGCAAAGGCAAAGGGAAGAUCUGAUUGUACAAAGUGCGGAAAAUAAAGCUGCGCUGGCGCGUGUUGAAGAGAACAUUUUGAAAACUUUGUCUGAAUCUCAAGGUGAUAUUCUUGAAGACGAGAGUGCUAUAGAAGUGUUAGAUUUCUCUAAGAUCUUGUCCAAUGAUAUAAUAGCUAAGCAGAAGUCUUCAGUGGAAACUGAAAAAAAAAUCGAAGGUUUUCGGUUGGAUUACAAACCCAUCGCUGAGCAUUCUGCAGUUUUGUACUACAGUGUUUCGGAUUUACCCAACGUCGACCCAAUGUACCAAUUCUCGUUAGAAUGGUUCAUAAAUUUGUAUAUUAGCUCAAUAGAUUCUGCGAAUAAAUCGAGGGAUUUGGAUAAGCGAUUAAAAUUCCUGAAAGACACCUUCACGUAUAAUUUAUAUUCAAACGUUUGCAGAUCGUUGUUCGAAAAGGAUAAGCUGAUGUUCAGUUUUGUUCUUUGCACGAUGAUCAUGACGGCACAGAAGAAACUGAAUGAUAAGGAACUUAAGUUCUUGUUGACUGGAGGAAUUACAGUCGAUAAUCCUUUGAAAAGUCCAGCAGAGUGGUUAAGCGACAAAUCUUGGGAUGAAAUUUGUCGAGCCGAAGAUAUGCCAGCGUUCGUUGGGCUUGUGAAACAUGUAACUGCUAAUUUGAAUCAUUGGCAAAGUAUCUACGAUGAUGAUAAUCCGCAAAAUUUGGAAUUACCUGCGCCAUGGGAGAAUAAACUUAAUCAUUUUCAAAAGUUGAUCAUUAUACGUGUCCUGAGACCCGAUAAAAUUUUUGUGAGCAUUAGUAAAUUUGUAAGUCACGAAUUGGGUAGUAAGUUUAUACAGCCUCCGCCUUUUGAUAUUAGUAAAUCUUACGAAGAAUCGAGUUGCAUUUGCCCUUUAAUAUUCAUUUUAUCGCCUGGAAAUGAUCCAAUGGCGUCUCUGGUGAAGUUCGCGGAAACAAGAGGGAUUCAAGACACUUUCAAUUCGAUUUCACUUGGGCAAGGACAAGGACCGAUAGCACAAAAUUUGAUCGAACGUGGCCAAGAAGAUGGUAGUUGGGUUUGUUUGCAGAAUUGCCAUUUAGCUGUUUCGUGGAUGCCGAUGUUGGAGAAAUUAUGGGAAACCAUGGAUUUUGGAAAUACGCAUCAGACGUUUCGUCUUUGGUUGACCAGUUAUCCGUCCGAUAAAUUUCCUAUAUCGAUUUUGCAGUACGGAGUUAAAAUGACCAACGAACCACCAACAGGACUUCACCAGAAUCUGCUAAGAUCAUAUCAAAGUGAACCAAUCAAAGAACCUGAUUUUUAUUCGGGAUGCGUUGGAAAGGAAUCAACCUUUUCAAGAUUGCUGUACGCAACUACAUUCUUUCACGCUGUUAUUCAGGAGCGAAGGACAUUUGGACCAAUGGGUUGGAAUAUACCUUAUGGUUUUAAUGAGUCCGAUUUGGAUAUUUCCAUACAGCAGCUACAGAUGUUUAUUAACGAAUCUGAUAAUCCUUAUGAGGCCGUAACGUACUUAACUGGUGAAUGCAAUUACGGUGGGAGAGUCACAGAUGAUUGGGAUAGACGAUUAAUCGUCACGAUCUUAGCUGAUUUCGUUAAUAAAGAUGUUGUCGAAAACAUGGAUUACAUGUUUGUCGAAAUCGGCGAUUAUGGUCUUCCCAGAAAAGACUCUUACGAAGAUUACAUCGAGCAUAUCGAGAAUCUUCCGCACAUCCACAGACCCGAAGUAUUUGGUUUGCACAUGAACGCUGGAAUUACCAGAGAUCUUCAAACCAGUUACAAUUUGUUGGAUUGCAUGAUUCAUGUACAGAGUCAAGGCGUGGGUGCUGGAGAUAGCGAAACAGAUCAAUUGUUGGUUAUGAUUAGCGCAGAUGUAUUAUCGAAAAUCCCUAAACAUUUUGAUUUGGAAGCUGCAAAAAUUAAAUUCCCUGUGCAGUAUAAUGAGUCUAUGAAUACGGUGCUGGUUCAGGAAAUGGAAAGGUUCAAUAGGCUUUUAAAGGAGAUAAAGUUUUCUUUGGUGAAUAUACAGAAAGCGGUGCAAGGUUUGGUGAUCAUGUCUCCUGCGUUGGAGUUAGUUUCCAACUCUUUACUUUUGGGUAGGAUUCCGGCAGCUUGGGCCAAAGUAUCCUAUCCCAGUUUGAAGUCGUUACCAAAUUAUAUAGCGGAUUUCGUUGAUAGGUUGGAUUUCUUGAACAAAUGGUAUAUGGAAGGAAAACCGCAGAAUUUCUGGUUGUCAGGAUUCUUCUUUACUCAAGCAUUUUUAACGGGAGCCAAGCAAAAUUAUGCCAGGAAAUUUACAAUACCAAUCGAUCAGUUGACGUUCGAUUUUGAGGUGCUGAAAGUGAUGAGUUUGGAUUACGCACCGGCUGACGGAAUUUACGUUUACGGUGUCUUCACUGAUGGUGCAAGAUGGGAUAUUCAAAAAGGCGUGUUGCGGGAACUUUAUCCAAAGAUCCGCAAUGAUUACAUGCCAUUAAUGUGGUUGAAGCCUAUUUUAGUUGAAGAUUAUACUGAGGAGGGAAGGUAUAAAUGUCCGUUAUACAAGACUUCGGAGAGACGAGGCGUCCUUUCCACGACUGGUCAUUCCACCAACUACGUUCUUCCAUUUUUACUUGGGACGGAUAAGAAACCUUCGCAUUGGACCAAAAGGAGUGUGGCACUUCUGUGCCAACUUGAUUAA